AUGGGCGAAGAACACUCAAAACUCAGUCAGGAUCAGCCAACCAACUCAGGCGCAUCCGACUUCCACACAGAGAAAGCAAACGAAACUGAGAAUGGGCACGCUGGCCAAAAUGAGUCGCGCAAUUCAACCAGCUCUUCAGACACUCGUUUUACUCCAAAGACCGGCUUCACCCAAGGCGACACUUUCGGAAGUCCACGACUCUCACCGCCGUUCGCUCAAGGUGAAGUGCCAUGGUUCGACACAUCAUACAUGAUCCUCGAUAAAGAAACCCGGAAGGCGAUCACUCUUACGGAGGACGGCAAAACCCUUCGACUACGAUAUGCUGAAGACGGCCCCAAUGCGAGCAACACUUUUCUUUGUGUAUGCAGAGACAACUACACCGCCUUUCUGAACAAACGAUCCAGAAGCUAUCUCAGUCAUGACGGCAAAGAGAUCCGGGGGAAAGUGCACGCCGGCGCGCUGAGGCUCAAUAAUUGGGAGUGUUUCGUCCCUCGGGCGCACCCAAGCGGAGGAUAUCAACUGCUGUCACCGUUCAGGCAGAGCAAGAUGAUGUUGCUUGUCAAAACAUCGGCUGGCGAGAUUGAGAGAGCAUAUCAUGGCAAUACUUUGUGGGUGUUCGAGGAAGUCUGA
This is a messenger RNA of Zymoseptoria tritici IPO323, 630 nucleotides long. RefSeq lists its product as uncharacterized. The transcript has a single exon. The coding region runs from base 1 to 630 and encodes 209 amino acids. The record is from RefSeq and is a predicted model, not a curated record. NCBI's taxonomy places the organism in Eukaryota, Fungi, Ascomycota, Dothideomycetes, Mycosphaerellales, Mycosphaerellaceae.